This is a messenger RNA of Spirodela intermedia, 5275 nucleotides long. Lineage: Eukaryota; Viridiplantae; Streptophyta; Magnoliopsida; Alismatales; Araceae. The record is from the annotation of a GenBank genome assembly.
AUGUCUUGCUUCCUCGAGCCUGUUCUGUCAUCCGCUCGGUGCCUUUCUUCUACCUCCCCCACGGUGCUCUCCCAUCGGGGGUUUUGCCGUUGUCCUUCGGUCUCGUUCUCAGGCUUCCCAAGGAAGAAAGGCCGAUGCCGAAGGAUACUGCGCGCAGCCUCCGACGGCUCGGCCGCUGCUGGCGGAGAUUUCAAGCCCCCGAAUGGGACCCUGGUACACCUCUUCCGUCCAUCCCCGUUUGUUUCCGGCAUCGAGUUUACUGUUUUUCCUGCGAGGAACGAAAAUUAGCCGCGUAGUCCGUCUCCCUAGUAAAUUUUCGCUCGCAACAAUUGGUUUGCAUGGUAAUCAUCGUGCUUUCAUCUUUUUUUAUUUUUCUUUUUUUAUCCUUCGAAUGUUGUUUAUGCUUUAGGGCUCUCAAGUGUUGAACUAGUGGAAGACUGCAUGUAUUGGAUAUUAUUUUACUUUUUCCUUUGGAUACUAUGAGUCAUUUCUUUAUUUCCUUUUACUUCAUACGGUCUGCCUAACCAUACAGCUACUACAAAUACCUCAUAACUAUUUUGUCUGCUACAUUAAGGCUGAGUGUUGGUCUUCUUGUCUACAGAGCAGGAGGGACAUCCUUCUGGAGUACGUAAAGACUAUUCAACCAGAAUUUAUGGAAUUGUUCGUGAAAAAAGCCCCUAAACAGGUCAGACACCACUGCCCUUUGUAAUGCCACAUGUUUUUAAGGGUUAGUUUUUGUUUUGCAUUAUUACAGGAAGAAAUGCAUGCCGAUCAUCUGUCUGCCUUGGUUCAAUUUAUCCACUCAACUUCGUUUUUGAUGCAUACAGGGCUGCUAUAAGUUGUGUGUGGAUUCAUUUUAUUCAUAUGUAAUGUCUCUUUAGGUGAAUAUGAAAAUAUUCAUGUAUUUCAUUUCCUUUUUUUUUCUUUCUGAAGGUCGUUGAAGCAAUGCGGCAGACAGUUACAAAUAUGAUUGGAACACUUCCUCCCCAGUUCUUUGCUGUGACUGUUACCACGGUGAGAUAUCACCAGGUUAUUCAUCAUUUGGUGUUCUAGCAUUCGGACUCUUGGAGAUGUUUUUUUCUUUAUUGUUGGCUGCCAUGUUGUACAACUACUUUGAUGGUAAGCAAUCUGGUCGAAAAUGCGGGGUACAAAUAAUCUCUUUGAUAUCUGGAUAUCAGUUAAUCACUCUAACCUCUUCAGUUUUAUUGUCCUGACGCCUUCCACUUUAUUGGGCGUAAAGCUCUGUUAAACUCAAUAAGAAUUGUGUGGUUCUGGCCUUCAUGAGUGCCCAUGAGAGGGUGAUUGCAAUAGCCUUGUAGACUCUCAUAGUUGGUCUUUGCUGGAAAUUUCCAAUAUUCCAAUGAUAUUUCUAUUUUAGGAUGCAUAAUGCUGAAGAGAUGGACUUGAGUAGACAGAUUACUGGCUCUAAAUUCUAUCUAAUAGACAUUUAUGUGGCUCCUCUGUCUAAGUAGUUGGCAUACAUAUCAGAUAUAGGAGUGCCCUUUCUGUGGGUUUGUUGACGAGACUCCUGAUCAUAUUAUCGUAAAAUGUCCAUUUAGCAGGGAAAAUGGUUUGCCAGCGCGAUCUGACUUGUCCAUGAUUCAUACAAUUGGUGGAGUCAGCCAACCUAGGGUUUCCCAAGUACACUGGCCUACAACAUGUGAAUUCUCUGUCAGGAAAAAAGUCAUAUUCUUGUAUGAUUGUGAAAACAAUAAGCACCAUGUUCAUUGAUCCUCCAUCUUACGACUAAUGCAUGGCCUGCAUGCUAACAGUUGCAGUUUAUAAUAUCUUCUAAUGAGUGGGAUUUGUCUUUGUUUGCUUGCCUUUCAGAUAGGAUCCAUUACCUAUAUCAUUGUUUUCUGCCUGGUAGCUUCUAAGCUGUUGCGUAUGAUACAUGGAGAGCUUUCGUGAAGAUCGGAAUCCACUGUAUUUUCUUGGAUGUGGUUCUAUUCAAGCCUAUACCAAAGCGUCUUCAUAAUGGGGGAACCAUAUAUAAGUGGAGAGAAGCAUUGCAAAGUGGGAUAUCCUCAUAGUUUUCAACCAUUAAUUUGGCAGCGUAUAAUGUGUCACAAAGUUUUAGAAACUGGGAUCUCUCUAUGCUAUUCUCGUCAUAUGUUCCUCAGAAGUGAUUGCUCCUUCUGCACAUCGCCAGCUUAUUCACAAGUGACGACUUUUAGUACAUAAGUAUGUCGUCAAGAGAGGCAUUCAUCUUGUGAGGCAUUCUAGAAAACAGAAGAUAAAAAUUCCUGCACUCGUACUUGUAACACUUCACAAACCAUACCUCACCAGUUCUGUUUUCCAAUUCGUCAUAGCUGUCGCUUGUGAGCCUUUCCAUAAUCCCGGCAUAAUUUCUAUCUGACUUCAUGGCUGUCCUUCUGUGUUGUUAACUUUCAUCCGAAAAAUCUGCGAACAUUUGUAAAUAUAUUAUGUUGUUCCGAGAUGACGAAAAAAAUAAACAUUAUGCGUCUAGAUGACAUUUCAUAAUGUAAGUUCCUCUUUAGUGAAACUGGCACUGAUACUGUACAAUAUCUUCAUGAGAAUUUGAAUUUCUUGCUAAAGUUCACAAAGUCCUAGGACCAUAUUCAAGCUGCUUCCAUAUUCAUUCCUACAUGACUAGUACUUCCUUUCAUCCAUUUGUGUCAGUCAACAAAUUUUAUCAGUCUAAUGGUCCUUUCUUCGAACACCUCUUGAUUUCAAUAAGCCUGAUAGGGAUUGGAACUCCGUAAGGCAGGUGGAAUGAGGGAGGAUAUAUAGAAGGAAUUGUCGUUCUUUUAAGAUCGAGUAAAAAAUUCAAGUUGUUAACGGAAGAUGGUCGCAAAGAAAAACAUGUCAGAAUAAAGGGGAGAAAUUUCGUAUUUGAUAAUGGAAUCGGACACUAUCUGCUAUAUCAUAAUGAUUAAAUAGAGUAUUUUGAUGGGCGGUACAUGCCCUUCGGUACAUGCCCUUCUGUAUGAAUCAAUGAAUUUUUACCUGAAAUUCACAUGAGUUCCUGUACAGGAGAGUAGAUGCUGACCCUAGGAGCUGAAUUUAUGUUCAAACCCUCUCAGGUGACUUGUUGAAUUGUUUCAUUUGAUGCGCAUUAGCUACUUCAUAAGUUGGUCUUCACCUCAACAACAUUAGUUCUUACCCAGGAAAAUAGGGAUCAACUCAGGGAGAUGGAUUUAUGUUGAAAUACAUAUGAGCUACUUGAUAAAUUGACCUUUAUCUCAUCUACGUAAGUUCUUGUAUAGAAAAAUGGAGAUUGACUUCGGAGUUGGAUUAAUAUCGAAAGUAAUCAACUGAUGCAUUUUUGCCAGAAUGCCUUUCACUGGCGUGAGCAUUUCAGCUCUUGGUGAUCAGUUGCUUGAUGAUGCUCUUGCUUUUAACUUUUUAUUCACGUCUUUGUAGUAAUGAUGCAUUAUCGAUUAUGUCAUACUUGUUCGCAUCAGAUAUUUGUAGUAAUGAUGGUAACUUACAAAAAAAAAAACUGAAUCUCACGCUUUUUUUUCAUAGGUUGCAGAAAAUCUCGCACAGCUGAUGUACAGUGUCAUGAUGACGGGAUAUAUGUUCAAGAAUGCCGAAUACCGUUUGGAGCUACAACAAAGCCUAGAGCAGGUUGCUCUUCUGGAAACAAAUGAAACCAAGGUAAACUUGUCCUUGCAUUGUUCUGGGCUCACAACAUAGAUAGUAGGUCUGAAGAAAUAUGACAAACUUGUUCUGUCUUCCUGGGCAUAUGACCAAACAUCCUUAAUGUGUAUUGCAAGUCAAGGAAUAAAUUAUGAAUGCAAGCUGUAACUUUUUGUUCCACCAGGAAUUUCUGUCAAUAGAAAUAAUUUAUCUUAUAUUCGUUCCUGGAUGAAUGAUCUCAACUCACAGGAGGUUGGCCCGUAAAGGUCAACCCUGGAAGCUAGGCUAAAGUUUCGUCACCUACAAACAAAUCAGCAGGAGGGUAAGGUCUCGCAAGGGUUCCUUGAUGCGACUUAGUAAACUGUGUAGGAAUGAUUGUAGCAACACACUGGGGGCUGUGGGGAAGGCAGCCAAAGCUCAGAGGAAAAGUCAAUCUAAUGCUGACUUCUUUGUUGACGAUCAUGCUGUGCAAAACGGGCCAAGUCAAUACAGUAAUGAUGGCCUUUCUCUGUUUGCCAUGGAAGAGAAGGAACUCAGAAAAGUUCAACUUUCCUGUACCCCUUUCAGAGAGAGAGAGAGAGAGAGAGAGAGAGAGAGAGAGAGAGAGAGAGAGCUCUUGAUUUUUCCGCAUUAGGCGAUAUAUCUUGCAUUGACAGCAUAUCAGAUUUUCUGGAGUGGUGCAUAUAUAUAUAUAUAUUUAUGCGCAUUGAGUGGUGCCCAUGUUAUUCUGCAGUCCAGAAAACAUCACUGGAUAAGAACUUCUCAUUGAUUCUGGAUCUUUCUGUUUCAGCGUGGAUGCAUUUUAUCUUUAUAUGGUUUUGGGAUCGUUACAGGAUGAUGUAGAUUAUGCGCCCGGGACACAGAAAAAGGUGAAGGGUGAAGUCAUCAGGUGGAACAAAAUCUCCGGCCCUGAGACAAUUGACGCAACCAAGUACAUUGAAUUACUCGAAGUAGAGAUCGAGGAGCUGAAGCGGCAGGUGGCUAGGAAAUCUACAAAUGGACAAAAUGAACUCUUAGAAUAUCUCAAGUCCCUCGAACCCCAGAAUUUAAAGGUAACACGCUUCUCCUAGUCUUCAAAGAAUGUGAACAUAUUUCCUCUGAAUCAUAGAAAUAUAUUUGUAAUUUCUGACGUGGCAUGUAUGUGAUGAACGCAGGAGUUGACCAGCAGUGCUGGAGAGGAUGUCGUGGUGGCCAUGAAUACUUUCAUAAAACGCCUCCUGGCGGUUUCAGAUCCGGCACAGAUGAAGGUGUUGACCUUGUGACCUUGUUCACUCGCAUUACGUUAGAUUUCCUUUGGGCAUUGGUAGAUUGAAGGAAAAGUCUUAUAAAAUACAGUCAAGUAGGAGCAGCUGAAUCUCCGGCGGCCCAAGAAAGUCUGUGAUAAGAAAAGUCAUUCUCUCUCUCAGCUGCUCUCUCUCUCUCUCUCUCUCUCUCUUCCUAGGUUAGAGUUUGAUGUUUUUACUAAAUUGGGGUCUAUUUUCUGACACAUUUCGACCGUGGCUUGUAGACGACCGCGACAGAGACGAGUGCUCCGGAGCUGGCCAAGCUGCUGUUCUGGUUGAUGGUGGUUGGCUAUGGCAUCCGCAAUAUUGAGGUUCGGUUUGACAUGGAUAGGGUUCUUGGUGCUCCUCCAAAGCUGGCUGAGCUCCCACCUGGGGAGAACGUCUGA